This is a messenger RNA of Zingiber officinale, 1080 nucleotides long. RefSeq names its product cyclin-dependent kinase inhibitor 5-like. Bases 60 to 686 code for a protein of 208 amino acids. Gene Ontology annotation, molecular function: cyclin-dependent protein serine/threonine kinase inhibitor activity. The transcript is spliced from 3 exons. The record is from RefSeq and is a predicted model, not a curated record. Lineage: Eukaryota; Viridiplantae; Streptophyta; Magnoliopsida; Zingiberales; Zingiberaceae. Gene Ontology annotation, cellular component: nucleus. Gene Ontology annotation, biological process: negative regulation of cyclin-dependent protein serine/threonine kinase activity.
UACUUCCCAAAAGUCGCUCCUUUUCCACCUUCCCUUCCUUCUUCGUCUCGUCGUCGCCGAUGGGCAAGUACAUGAGGAAGGACAAGCACGCCGGCGAGGUCGCCGUCGUGGAGGUCUCCACCCACCAGCCCUCCCUCGGCGUCCGAACCCGCGCCCGAACCCUCCUCGCCGCCGCCGCUGCGCAGGACACCUCUCCUGCCUACCUCGAGCUCCGUAGCCGCCGCCUCGAGAAGGCGCUUUCCCCACCUCACGCCUCCAAGCCCAAGGCGACGAUCCAGAAGAACUCCCCUGCGCCGAUCGCUAGCCCUAGGAUCAGCUUGCAAAAAUUCGGCACGCCGAGUUCCGGGCCGGCUAGCUCCGCUAGGUCUUCGAACGAGCGAUCGCCGGAUGUGGAGGUCUCGUGCGACGAGAACGUUCUGGAGCCUGAUUCGAGAGAAAGGGAGGUGAGGGACGUUGAGACAAUAGGCACUCGGGGUUCUACAACAAAAUCCACAUAUUCAAUUGUCAGUAAGCAGAGAAAACAAAAUGCUUUCAGCCAGUACAUCCCUUCGAAUCAGGAAAUGGAAGAGUUUUUUGCCGGGAUAGAGAAACUUCAGCAAGAACAAUUUAUCGAAAAGUACAACUUUGAUCCUGUAAACGAAUGCCCGCUACCAGGCCGGUUCGAAUGGGAAAAACUGGAUUCCUAGAAAAUCUUUCACUCUCCUCUGUUUCAUCCAACUUAUCUCGCUGAGGAUUCUGAGGGCGAGAACCGUCCAUCAUCACCUCAUAUUCUUUGUGUUGUAAAAAUCCGCUAAUGUAAGUCUAGUUGUUUCAGUCUAGUCUAGUGAUGUAGGAUCAAUGGUUAGAGCUGAUAAGAAUCACUUAGACUGAGAAGGAGAAAACAUGUUGAAGCUGUAUUGUAACUCCUAACAGAUCAAUUCCAUGUGAUCACUGGAUUCAAUUACCUAUAUUUGUAGUUCAUGGCUUGAAAGACCUAAUGUGACCCUUUUUUUUUGUCUGUCCUUUGGAGUUGAACAGGGAUGCACCAGACCUAGUUAUGGUAGUACAAGUACAUGCAAUGAAUUUUAAUGGUCCAGAAUA